AUGGCUUCCCCACAGAUGCCCAUCAAGUUUCAGGAACAUUUACAGCUGGUUAGUAUUGGAAUUCAGCCUAGCAGCAUAGGAUUUAGUACUUUGACAAUGGAAUCGGAUAAGUUUAUUUGCGUCAGAGAGAAGACAGGUGAGACGUCACAGGUUGUAAUUAUUGAUAUGAAUGAUCCAAUGAACCCUACCCGUCGUCCUAUUUCUGCCGAUACUAUAAUAAUGAACCCCGUAAGUAAGGUGAUGGCAUUAAAAGCUGGGAAGUUGUUACAAAUCUUCAACAUCGAGCUGAAAAGCAAGAUGAAAACCUACACCAUGCCAGAAGAUGUUGUAUUUUGCAAGUGGAUAUCCGUGAACACCAUCGCACUCGUGACUGGUACUAGUGUUUAUCACUGGGCUAUGGAUGGUGAUUCAAAUCCAGUCAAAAUGUUUGAUCGUCACCAAUCUCUGGCAUCUAGUCAAAUCAUAAGCUAUCGUUGCGACCCAAGUCAGAAGUGGUUGUUGCUUAUCGGAAUAACUUCACAGGACAAUCGAGUUGUUGGAUAUAUGCAGUUGUAUAGCGUGGAGCGCAAAGUUAGUCAAGCGAUAGAGGGCCAUGCCGCUGCAUUUGCUCGUUACAUACCUGAAGGAAAUGCCAAUCCCACCACAUUGUUUUGUUUUGCCUCACGAAAUGCCCAAGCAUGCAAAUUACACAUAAUUGAAGUUGGUCAACCACCUGCAGGAAACCAACCAUUUCCUAAGAAGGCCAUUGAUGUUUACUUCCCACCAGAAGCUCAGAUCGACUUUCCUGUUGCAAUGCAGACUUCGUCAAAGUAUGGCAUCAUAUACUUGAUAACGAAAAGCGGGUACUUACACCUUUAUGAUAUUGAAAGUGGAUCAUGUAUAUAUAUGAAUCGGAUAAGCAGCGAUACCAUUUUCGUAACAGCUCCCUACGAACCAACUUCCGGUAUCAUUGGCGUUAAUAGGAAAGGGCAGGUAUUAUCCGUCAGUAUCGAUGAAGAUACUAUCAUCAGUUACAUAACCACUACGUUGGAAAACCCCACACUUGCGCUCCAAAUGGCUUCUAGAUGCAAUCUUCCUGGUGCAGAAGAUUUGUUUUUCAAGAAAUUCGAUUCUCUUUUUCAAUCCGGUCAGUUUCCCGAAGCUGCGAAGUUAGCAGCUAAUGCUCCUAAAGGUAUUUUGCGCACUCCACAGACAAUUCAACGUUUUCAACAGGUGUCAAGUGCACCAGGGCAAGCAUCAGCCCUGUUGCAGUAUUUUGGAAUUCUACUUGACCAAGGUCAACUUAACAAGUUCGAAAGUCUGGAGCUUUGUAGACCAGUUUUACAACAGGGUAGGAAACAGUUGUUGGAAAAAUGGUUGAAGGAGGACAAAUUAGAAUGUUCAGAGGAGUUAGGAGAUCUUGUUAAGCAGGCGGAUCCUACACUAGCUUUGUCAGUCUACCUAAGGGCCAAUGUUCCACCAAAGGUCGUACAGUGUUUUGCUGAAACUGGCCAGUUUCAGAAAAUCAUCGUUUAUGCGAAGAAGGUCGGCUACACACCAGAUUAUAUUUUUCUGUUACGCAACCUAACUCGUAUCAACCCAGACCAAGGUUUGCAGUUUGCCCAAAUGUUGGUUCAGGAUCAAGAACCUUUAGUUGAUUUAGAACAAGUUGUAAAUGUGUUUAUGGAUCAAGGUUUGGUGCAGCAAUGUACAUCAUUCUUACUGGAUGCAUUAAAGCAUAAUCGACCUUCUGAGGGACAUCUCCAAACUCGUUUAUUAGAAAUGAAUCUGAUGUCAGCACCUCAGGUUGCGGAUGCAAUUUUGGGCAACCAAAUGUUUUCACAUUAUGAUCGGGCAGCUAUUGCUCAGUUGUGUGAGAAAGCAGGGUUGUUGCAGCGGGCUUUGGAGCACUAUACUGAUCUUUACGACAUCAAACGGGCUGUCGUAAGUACACAUUUGUUAAAUCCUGAGUGGCUUGUCAAUUAUUUUGGCUCACUUUCUGUUGAUGACUCGUUGGAGUGUUUGAGAGCUAUGCUGCAGACAAAUAUUAGACAAAAUCUCCAGGUCUGUGUCCAGAUUGCUACUAAGUAUCACGAACAGUUGGGGACGAAUGCGCUUAUCGAAAUUUUUGAAUCCUUCAAAUCAUUUGAAGGCCUGUUUUACUUUUUGGGGUCUAUUGUUAAUUUUAGUCAAGAACCUGAAGUUCAUUUUAAAUAUAUUCAAGCUGCCUGUAAAACCGGACAAGUCAAAGAAGUUGAACGGAUUUGUCGCGAAAGCAAUUGUUAUGAACCAGAACGAGUUAAAAAUUUUCUUAAGGAGGCAAAACUUACGGACCAAUUACCUCUUAUUAUUGUCUGCGAUCGCUUCGAUUUUGUUCAUGAUCUCGUCCUUUAUUUGUUUCGUAAUAAUUUGCAGAAAUACAUUGAGAUUUAUGUGCAAAAAGUUAAUCCAGCCCGUUUACCGGUAGUUGUUGGAGGCCUUUUAGAUGUUGAUUGUUCAGAGGACAUAAUAAAGCAGUUGAUGGCAGUUGUUCGUGGUCAGUUCAAUACUGAUGAACUUGUUGCAGAAGUGGAAAAGCGCAAUCGGCUGAAGUUAUUACUGCCAUGGCUUGAGUCACGUGUACAUGAAGGAUCUGUCGAACCUGCUACACAUAAUGCCCUAGCAAAGAUUUACAUAGACCUUAACAACAAUCCUGAACGUUUCUUGAGAGAAAAUCAGUAUUAUAAUAGCUCUGUUGUCGGUAAAUACUGUGAAAAGCGUGAUCCACAUUUAGCGUGUAUUGCAUAUGAACGUGGGCAUUGUGACCAAGAUCUAAUCAGAGUUUGUAAUGAAAACGCAUUAUUCAAAACUGAAGCUCGUUACUUAGUUAGACGGAAAGAACCGGAGCUAUGGGCUGAAGCUUUAAGUGAAUCUAAUAGUUACCGUCGACAAUUAAUUGAUCAAGUUGUUCAAACAGCACUUUCUGAGACCCAAGAUCCUGAAGAGAUAUCCGUUUCUGUUAAAGCAUUUAUGGCUGCGGAUAUGCCGAAUGAACUGAUUGAACUUCUGGAGAAAAUAGUUCUGGACAAUUCAGUAUUUUCUGAUCAUCGCAACCUUCAAAACCUUUUAAUCCUAACUGCAAUUAAGGCUGAUAAAAGUCGUGUCAUGGAAUACAUUAAUCGCUUGGAUAAUUAUGAUGCUCCUGAUGUUGCUAACAUAGCCAUAAAUAAUUCUCUUUUUGAAGAAGCAUUUUCCAUUUUCAAGAAAUUUGAAGUCAACACAUCCGCUAUUCAGGUUUUGAUUGACCAUGUCAAAAAUUUUGAUAGGGCCUAUGAAUUUGCUGAACGCUGUAAUGAGCCAGCUGUUUGGAGUCUUCUAGCACAUGCUCAGUUAGCUCAAGGUUCCAUAAAAGAAGCCAUCGACUCAUACGUGAAGGCGUCUGAUCCUAGUCGAUUCCAAGCGGUCUCCGAAGCUGCUUCAAACUCUGGAAAUUGGGAAGAUUUAGUUCGUUAUCUCCAAAUGGCACGUAAGAAAGCCCGUGAGACGUUUAUUGAGUCAGAGCUUGCCUUCGCCUAUGCAAGGACUAAUCGUUUGUCAGAUCUCGAAGAGUUCAUUUCAGGGCCAAAUCAUGCCAAUAUAACUGUUGUAGCCGAUCGUUGUUUUGACCAACAACUAUACGAGGCAGCUAAGAUAUUAUAUUCAAACGUUAGCAACUAUUCCCGCCUAGCAAUAACUUUGGUUCACUUAGGUGAGUAUCAGGGAUCUGUGGAUGCUGCUCGGAAAGCAAAUUCAACACGCACUUGGAAGGAAGUAUGUUUCGCUUGUGUAAAUCACAAGGAAUUUCGUUUGGCUCAAAUGUGCGGUCUACAUAUUGUUGUACAUGCAGAUGAAUUAGGCGAUCUUAUUAAUUACUAUGAACAACGCGGUCACUUUGAUGAACUUAUUCAACUUUUGGAAGCUGGUUUAGGUUUGGAACGGGCACAUAUGGGCAUGUUCACUGAGCUGGCAAUAUUGUAUUCAAAGUUUAAGCCGGAGAAAAUGCGGGAACAUUUGGAGCUUUUCUGGUCUCGUGUCAAUAUUCCAAAGGUUCUUCGUGCUGCUGAACAAGCUCAUUUAUGGUCAGAGUUAGUAUUUCUUUAUGAUAAGUAUGAAGAGUAUGAUAAUGCGAUUCUUACAAUGAUGAGUCAUCCAACUGAAGGAUGGAGAGAGAAUCAUUUCAAAGACUUAAUAACACGAGUUGCUAACGUAGAAUUAUAUUAUAAAGCUAUCCAAUUCUACUUGACUUACAAACCGCUGCUUCUAAAUGACUUACUCAUGGUCUUAUCACCUCGUUUGGAUCAUACACGUGCAGUAAAUUUCUUCAUCAAGGCAGGACAUAUUGCUCUAGUUAAACCCUAUUUGCGGUUCGUUCAACAAAAUAAUGCAAAUAAUAAAUCAGUGAACGAGGCUUUAAACGACUUGUUAAUCGAAGAAGAAGACUAUCAAGCUUUAAGGCAAUCUAUUGAAACUCAUAGUAACUUUGAUCAUAUUGCGUUGGCUCAACAGUUAGAGCGUCACGAACUCAUUGAGUUUCGUCGCCUUGCCGCUUUAUUGUUUAAAGGUAGUAAUCGGUGGAUGCAAAGUAUCGACCUUUGUAAACGUGAUCAGUUGUAUUCUGACGCCAUGCAAUAUGCCUGGGAUUCUCGGGAUCCUGAGACAGCUGAGGAAUUGCUUCGUUGGUUCCUUUCCGAAAAUCUACCCGAUUGUUUCGCAGCUUGUCUUUACCGUUGUUACGAUCUCCUGCGUCCAGAUGUUGUCUUGGAACUUGCUUGGCGCAAUGGACUUAUUGACAUGGCUAUGCCAUUCUUAAUUCAAACUUUGAGAGAGUUAACAACAAAAGUGGAUCGUCUAGAACGCUCUGAACAAACUCGUGCUGCUGAAGAGGAGAAAGCUGAACAGGCAGUUAAUCCGCUAGUGAUGCGAACUGAACCUCAGUUAAUGUUACCGGGACCAGCAGGAUCUAUGCCAGCAGCCUUAAUCCCACCAACGGGCGCACCAAUUGGAAUGUUCGGAGUUACUGGCCCACAAAUUUUAAUCUAUCUGCCAAAAUUUCCAACUAUUGAUAAUUGGCUGCAUAAGGCGCCUCUUCCUCUACAAUUAAAGAGUACUCAACAGAGAUGCAGCCUUCUUCAAUAA
Messenger RNA from Schistosoma rodhaini, 5133 nucleotides. Lineage: Eukaryota; Metazoa; Platyhelminthes; Trematoda; Strigeidida; Schistosomatidae. The record is from the annotation of a GenBank genome assembly.